This is a messenger RNA of Pseudoliparis swirei, 2812 nucleotides long. It is a transcript of the gene tubgcp2, whose product is annotated as tubulin, gamma complex associated protein 2. Gene Ontology annotation, molecular function: microtubule minus-end binding; gamma-tubulin binding. Lineage: Eukaryota; Metazoa; Chordata; Actinopteri; Perciformes; Liparidae. Gene Ontology annotation, cellular component: centrosome; gamma-tubulin small complex; spindle pole. Gene Ontology annotation, biological process: cytoplasmic microtubule organization; mitotic cell cycle; spindle assembly. The coding region runs from base 100 to 2742 and encodes 880 amino acids. The transcript is spliced from 18 exons. The record is from RefSeq and is a predicted model, not a curated record.
AGAAGAAGAAUUUCACAACUUUUUCGCGCGGUUAGCAUCCGCUCCUGCGCUUGUUGUUGUUAUUGAACCGGACGCUCCUGGCUGACAGCAGCCUGAGCCAUGAGCGAGUUCCGGAUCCACCACGACGUGAACGAGUUGCUCAGCCUGCUGCACGUCCGAGGAGGAGAUGGAGCCGAGGGCUACAUAGACCUCCUGCAGAAACACAGGACUCCAUAUGUCACCACCACGGUGUCGGCCCACAGUGCCAAGGUCAAAUUGGCCGAGUACUCCAAAACCCCCGAGGACUUCUUGAGGAAGUACGAGGAGCUCAAGUCCAAAAAUGUUCAAAACCUGGACCCUCUGCUUUACCUGCUCUCCAAACUCUCUGAGGACAAAGAGACGCUCCAGUUGCUGCAGCAGAAUGCCAAAGAGAGGUCGGAGUCGUCCGCCAACGCGGCGGCCACCGCAACGAGCAGCUACAGUCUGCCUCAGACCAGCACCAAGAUGUCCAUGCAGGAGCUGGACGAGCUGCGGAAGAAGCUCGGCAACAUGACGGCCAGCUCCAACGCGCCGCAGCCGGCUGAGGUCACGCGGAAGAUGCUGAGGGACAAACACAACAAGAAGAACCCCUCGCAGCCCAACCCCGUGUUCCCCAACUGGGUGUACGACCGGCCCGCUCUCCUCGGAGACUUCGUCACCGGCCCCGCUCCUCCAGGAGAUCCGGCGGCGGCCACCGGUACGAUGCCGCUGCCGGCGCAGGAAGAAGCCAUGGUGGACGAUCUGCUGUUCGUCCUGAUGGGCGUCGACGGUCAGAACAUCACAGCUCAGCCGGUCCUGGGCCGACAGAACCGCUCCUUCAUCGUGGACUCCACGCUGGACAUGUCCAUCAAAGAGCUGGUGAACCGGAUCCUGCCGGUGGCGUCGUACUACUCCACCGUGACACGCUUCAUCGAGGAGAAGUCGUCCUUCGAGUACGGCCAGGUGAACCACGCGCUGACGGCGGCCAUGCGGACCCUGAUGAAGGAGUACCUGAUCCUGGUCACGCAGCUGGAGCACCUGCAGCGGCAGGGCCUGCUGUCCCUGCAGAAGCUCUGGUUCUACAUCCAGCCCACCAUGAGGACCAUGGAGAUCCUGGCCUCCAUCGCGUCGUCGGUGGACAAAGGCGAGUGCAUGGGCGGCUCCACGCUGAGCCUCCUGCACGAGCGGACCUUCAACUACACGGGCGACCCUCAGGCCCAGGAGCUGUGCCUCUACCUCACCAAGGCCGCCAGCCUGCCCUACUUCGAGGUCCUGGAGAAGUGGAUCUACCGGGGCAUCAUCAAGGACCCCUACAGUGAGUUCAUGGUGGAGGAGCACGAGCUGCAGAAGGAGAAGAUUCAGGAGGACUACAACGACAAGUACUGGGACCAGAGGUACACGGUGGUGCAGCACCGCAUCCCCUCCUUCCUGCAGAAGAUGGCCGACAAAAUAUUGAGCACGGGGAAAUACCUGAAUGUGGUGCGUGAGUGCGGCCGCGAUGUGACGUGUCCCAACGCCAGAGAGGUGCUGUACACGCUGAAGGAGAGAGCCUACGUGGAGCAGAUCGAGAAGGCCUACAACUACGCCAGCAAGGUGCUGCUGGCCUUCCUCAUGGAGGAGAAGGAGCUGGUGGCACGCCUCAGGUCCAUCAAACACUACUUCCUGAUGGACAAAGGCGACUUCUUCGUGCACUUCAUGGACCUGACGGAGGAGGAGCUGAAGAAGCCGGUGGACGACAUCGUUCCCCCCAGACUGGAAGCCCUGCUGGAGCUCGCCCUGAGGAUGACCACGGCCAACACGGACCCCUUCAAAGACGACCUCAAGAUCGACCUCAUGCCGCACGACGUCAUCACUCAGCUGCUGCGGGUCCUCGCCAUCGAGACCAAGCAGGAGAAGGCCAUCACCAACGCGGACGCCGCGGACGCCACCCUCACCGGGCUGGAGGCCUUCUCCUUCGACUACAUCGUCAAGUGGCCGCUGUCGCUCAUCAUCAACAGGAAGGCGCUGACGAGGUACCAGAUGCUGUUCAGACAUCUUUUCUACUGCAAACACGUCGAGAGGCUGCUCUGCAGCGUGUGGAUCAGCAACAAGGACUUCAAGCUCUACUCGUCUCACUGCGCCAAAUGGUUCGCCGCCGCCUUCGCCCUGCGGCAGCGCAUGCUGAACUUCGUGCAGAACAUCCAGUACUACAUGAUGUUCGAGGUGAUGGAGCCCACGUGGCACGUCAUGGAGAGCAACCUGAAGACGGCCUCGAACAUCGACGACGUGCUCUGCCAUCACACCAGCUUCCUGGACAACUGCCUGAAGGACUGCAUGCUGACCAACCCCGAGCUGCUCAGGAUCUUCUCCAAGCUCAUGUCCGUCUGCGUCAUGUUCACCAGCUGCAUGGAGCGCUUCACUCAGAGCUUGAGGUCGGAGCUCCUCUCUCAGGAGCAGGCGGCGGUGGACGUUCCCACGCAGAGCGAACACGCCGAGGAGGCCGAGAAGAAGAGGCCGACCACUCAGUUGUUCGCGGAGCACGCCGACGGCCACCAGCUGGACGCCGGCUUCAAAGCCGCCGUGGGCAAGUUCGACAGCAACUUCAACACGCUGCUGCUGGACCUGCUGGACAAGCUGAGCAUCUACAGCACCAACGACUGCGAGCACAGCAUGAUCAGCAUCAUCUACAGGUUGGAUUUCAACGGGUUCUACACCGAGCAGCUGGAGAAGAUGGCUAUAGAGCGGAGUCAGAAAGCAUCCGCGUAGCGUGAAAAACACAACAAAAACACAACAAAAACACAAUAAAAACACAAUAAAAACGUAUGUUCAAACCAAA